This is a messenger RNA of Histoplasma capsulatum G186AR, 354 nucleotides long. RefSeq lists its product as uncharacterized. The transcript has a single exon. The record is from RefSeq and is a predicted model, not a curated record. The coding region runs from base 1 to 354 and encodes 117 amino acids. Lineage: Eukaryota; Fungi; Ascomycota; Eurotiomycetes; Onygenales; Ajellomycetaceae.
AUGGUGCCAACCACUGUUGAGGUUUACGUCAAGCGACCAGCUCUGGGACUUUACGAAACGUUGAAUAACCACAACCAACAGCAUCAACUUCCGAAAAUGUUCUUAGCAGAGGUACAAGUGAUGGAAGCAUUGUCCCGACACCAGCACCCGAACAUCAUCCGCUACUAUGGCUGUCGGGUUGUGCGUAGCCGCAUUACUGGGCUCAUCGUGGAAGGACAUGCCUACACCUUGUGCACUUAUCUCAACGAGGGGAUUGGGAAGAUUGACGAAAGCUUAUUCAUGAAUGCUCUCGAGUCACCUAUUCACCAUCUACAUGGGCCUGCGAUGACUUUACACCCGCGAACAUUCUGGUGA